AAGCAAAGUCGUAAAAUUAAAAUCACUUAAACCUGUUAUAAUUGGUUAUAACAAGAUUCCUUCCAAAUUUUUUAUAGCAACCUUCAACAAAAUUAUACAGUUUAAAAAUUGCGAAUCGGAUAAGUUAAAAAUUUUAUUAUGUACGGGUGGUUGCUUGAAAGCGUUCAACACUUUAUUGUGCAAGAAUGUGGCGAAGAAAUAUGGGAGACCAUUCUGAGGGAGGCCGGUGCAAGAUGCUCUGUGUUCAGUGCUACGCAGCAAUAUCCAGACGCGCUGAUGCUCCGCAUCGCCACCGCCUUAGCUGAUCUCGUGUCGAAGAACCCAAACAGCCCCGCAACCUCCACACCGGCCAGUCCAGCUCCAAGGAAGCCCUCCCUCAAGUCCAAGCCUUCCUGGCGCAGCGCGUCUGUCAACGCAGACAACAGAACCCAACACUUUAAAUGCCCAUUCACAGCUACCAACGCCCUGACAGCAGUCACCAAGAAAGAAAUAGAAGCAUACAACUCAUCCGAAGAAAUAAGACAAACAUCACAUAUGACCCGAUCUUCUGAUAGAAUCAAUGAAGGAAAAGAAAUUGAAAUAACAUGCCCUAUGAAUAGACGAAGUCUAGCUAUGAAAUUUGAAGACCACAAGGAGAUUAAAGAAAUUAAGAGUCCAGAAACAGAUGAUAGUCAAAGUCAAGACGAAGCAAAAGCGAUCCCUGCUUGCGAGAUUGGAAGAAGAAACAGUGCAUUACCACCAGUUCAGAGAAAGAAGAGUGUUUCGUUGGCUUUAGAUGUUUAUCGGAGGAGAGGAUCCGGCGCGCAGAUGAGAGCUAGACUCAACAGUAUCAGUGAAGACCAACUUAAUAUAAUGAAAGAGAAGUUUGGUACCCCAGAAAAAGUGAUGCAUUUCUUCGGCAGAUGUUUCGUUAAAUUCUUCAGUAAUUAUGGCUACGACACCAUGAUCCGCGCGACUGGGCGCUAUUUCUGCACGUUCCUGCAGUCGGUGGACAGCAUCCACCAGCGCAUGCGGUUCACGUUUCCACGCAUGCGCUCGCCGAGUAUGCAGCUCACGAGGGCGCACCGUCACGGCGCUGAGCUGGUGUAUAGCAGCGGCAGGAUGGGCUACACGCAUUAUCUUAUGGGUCAACUGUACGAGAUAGCCGAAGACAUCUUCUCGUUAAAGCUAAAGGUUUCGAUCGUGAGGGAAGGAGUGGAAGAUAAUUGCAAUGUCGCGGUCUUAAGGCUGGAGUUUGAUAACAGCGAUUAUGUCCAAUCCCUGAUGUUAAAAAAGUCGCUGCCAUGUCCGCUGCCUCCGGUGCCAGCCUCUCUGCUGCUGCAGCUAUUCCCGUUCGGAGUCUUACUGGACAGGAAGAUGAAGAUACUCAUGGCUGGUGAAAAGUUGGUGGAAGCAUGGGGUGGGCCUGCUAACAGCAUCGCAAAAUCCUCGAUCAAUGAGAUACUGCGGCUAAGGAAACCGAAAAUAUCACUUACUUGGGACAAGGUGGUAUGCAUGCAGACCAUGAUGUUUGAGCUGGAGCUACUGCGGUACCGAGCUCGUAUGGCGGGAGAUGCCAGGCGAGGGUCGCAGGGCGCACGCUCCAUUCUGCUCAAGGGACCAAUCUAUCUUCUAGAAGAAAUUGAUGCGUUAGUCUUUUUGUGCAGCCCUAUUUUCAAUGACUUAGAAGAACUCCGUCAAGCCGGUCUUUACGUUGCGGACAUGAAUGGUCAUGGCCUGUCUAAAUGGAUGCUUCUGGAAGGGUGGCAACAUCUAUCACGGCUGGAACUUCUGUUUGAGAAGGCCGAGUCCAGGUCGUUAUCCCUGGAGAAGUCCUGCCGCCUGCGGGAUCAGUGGAAGAAACGAGGAGACCAACUACUUUAUUCGAUGAUACCGAAAGAUAUUGCUGAUCAUUUGAGGGCUGGGAAAGAUUCUAUGGCUGCUUGUCAGGCGUUCGACAGUGUGACUAUAAUAUUCUGCGGCGUACAACUGUCAGCAGCCGGCACCCGCGCCGACGUCAUGCAGACUGUGGCCUACAUCAACGACAUCUACUCCAAAAUUGAUAGGCUGCUGGACUCUCACAGAGUUUAUAAGGUGGAGACCGUAGGCACAGUGUACAUGCUGGUGUCGGGCGCUCCGGAGCGGCGCCGCGCGCACGCCGCCUCGGCCGCCAGCGCAGCCCUGGCCAUCGCUAGAGCACUGCCUAAGCUUACUAUUGGAAUCCACUCCGGGCCGUGCGUGGCAGGCGUGCUAGGGCGCCGGCUGCCGCGGUACUGCCUCGUGGGAGACUCUGUCAACACCGCCAGCAGAAUGCAGACCUCUUCCGAACCUGGCCGUAUACAAAUAUCCGCUCAAACAGCGAACGAGCUGCCUGCAGGAAAAUUCAGAUUACGACGGAGAGGGCUCAUAAAAGUCAAGGGAAAAGGAAUGAUGGAAACGUUCUGGCUGGAGGGUGAGGUGGAGGAGGACAACCAAGAUGAAGCCUUGCAAUUGUUCUCUGCGCUCUGUGGAGACAACUGAACCGUUCUCACAACUGAAGCACCGGCCAGUUAUAUACCUACUCAUAUCGAAGCUACUCAUUCAUAAUACUCAUAAUAAUUUAAUAUAUGUAGUUGUAAACUGUUAAAAUAAGAAAAAAUUGCGAUAACUGUCGUUAUUUUGUUUUGAAGUAGGUAAGAAAAUAAUCUUUUAAACUGGCGCUUUGUGACCUCUGCCCUUUACAUAAUGAGCAGUUAUUUCAUAUUAUAAAAAUUAAUAAGCGCGAUUUAAACGCCUAUACUUGAUGUUUAUCAGUCAACCAAUAUGCAGCAAAGAUUUUUAAGUAUUUUUUGUAUAAAAAAAACACACACAAACUAACUUUAGGAUGUGUUGGCAAGUAAGUUAAAUGUUUCUAAACAUAUUUUUAUAAAAUAAAAUAAAAACUAGUCUCUAAAUUAUUAUAAGUAGAUACUUUAUUAUAUUUAUUUUUUUCUAAAUAAAAUGCCUUUUAACUGAAUAUCAUAAUUUAUUUUAACAGACAAAUAAAUUCGAUUUUUUUGUUGUUUUUCGUAUGCUUUAUACACAGUGUACGUAUUUAUAAUUAGAUACAAUAAAAUAGUAAUAACUAUAACAUCAUUCGAGUGUUACUUUACAUCCCUCACAAACUAUUUCUGUGCCCACCUCUCUAGGCAUUACCUUCCUACCGUCUCUAUGCUA
Amyelois transitella is the source of this 3174-nucleotide messenger RNA. RefSeq names its product soluble guanylate cyclase 89Db. Gene Ontology annotation, cellular component: guanylate cyclase complex, soluble. Gene Ontology annotation, molecular function: guanylate cyclase activity; oxygen sensor activity; heme binding. Gene Ontology annotation, biological process: cGMP biosynthetic process; nitric oxide-cGMP-mediated signaling; response to oxygen levels. The transcript has 14 exons. Bases 139 to 2499 code for a protein of 786 amino acids. The record is from RefSeq and is a predicted model, not a curated record. NCBI's taxonomy places the organism in Eukaryota, Metazoa, Arthropoda, Insecta, Lepidoptera, Pyralidae.